AGAGAAAAUAGAACUGAACGAUGGGCAGGAGCUGAAUGUAAUCAGAUAAUUAUGCUAUUUAGUGAUGGUGGCACUGAACAAGCUUGGGAAGUUUUAGAAAAAUAUAAUCCUGAUAAGGAAAUAAGAAUAUUUUCCUAUGCAAUUGGACCACAUCCUGUUCCUUAUGCCACGUUAAAAGAAAUUGCUUGUGCCAAUCGAGGAUAUUUUACAGCUAUUCAAGCUUAUGGACAAAUAAGGACAAAAAUACAAGAUUAUGUAAAAGUCUUGAGCAGACCACUUAUUUUGAGUGGUGAAAAACAUUUUGAGUGGACGAACUUUUAUAUUGAUGCAAUGGGUCUGGGAAUGAUGACUACUAUUACAUUGCCUGUAUUUAACAGAACUGAAACUGGGAACCAGACAAUGGUGGGGAUUAUGGGAGUUGAUGUAUCUUUGCAAGAAUUCCUUGAAUAUGAACCAUCUUAUGAGAUGGGACCUGUUGCUUACUCAUUUGGAAUUAAUCAUAAUGGUUAUGUUGUCUUCUAUCCUGAUCUGAAAACAGAGUUUGAAUUCACAGAGGAUCCACUUCCAAUUGAUUUUUUGGAUAUUGAAAUUGAAAAUUCAGCAAAAGAAGAGUUACGGGAGGCUAUGAUAAAUUUAGAAACAUCGAAAAGAUCACUGACGAGUCUUUUGAAGAUGCCAGACAGAGAACAUGUAGUUCGCCACCACAUGGAAUAUUACUAUACUCCUGUGAAUAAGACUUCAUUUUCGAUAGCAAUUGUCAUACCAACUGAUAGAACUCAUUAUUUGGUAGCAGAAGAACCAGAUGUUAGUGAGAGUUUGAAUUUAUUGGAUUUUCAAAUGUUGGGAAUGCAUAUUGCUCCAUGGAAGUAUUGUCAUGGUGCAAUUUUGAAGAUGACAACUCCAGAAAUAAUGAGCAAUUUAUCCAAAUCUUCUAGAGAAAAUCCUAAACAAUGCAAAAUACAGCUCUUGCAGAGACUUGCUUGGGAUAUUCGUAAAACUGAAGACAUAAUAGAUUAUUGGCAAUCUGAACAGCAAGAAGGCAAACGAAAAGGAGUUGUUGCUACUUUUGUUCAAACUGAAAGUGGCUUAACACGAAUAUAUCCUCCCAGUGAAGUACAUUACCUGGGAAAUCAAACCAAUCCAUCUAGAUCACUGAUAUUUCAAAGAGCAUUUUAUGGAGAUGAUUAUGUUUUCUUACCUCCUAAAGAUGAAUAUGAUCCAGUUUCUAAUGAAAGUGAAGCUGUAAUUACUGUAGUGAAAAGUAUUUCUUUUGUUCGCCAUGGCAUUUCAUAUAAACCUGCUGUUGUUGGUGUUAUGGUGGAUCCUUUGUGGCUUCAACCCUAUCUCCUUUCAACUCCCACUGGUCCUGGUAAAGUACCAGUUAGCUGCUCUGACACUGAUUAUAUCGUUUGCUACCUUAUAGAUGAUGGUGGUUUUAUAAUUUCUACUAACCAGGAUGAUCUUUGGAAUGUGUUGGGGAAGUUUCUUGGAGCUGCCGAUCCUCAAAUAAUGUCUGAAUUAUCUGAAAGAAAAAUUUUUGUGAGGAAUGAAGAUUACACUUCUGAAAGGCAAUGCAGAAAUGAAGUUAAAACCAAUGCUGGAUUCCGAGUUACUACUUUUCCAUUACAUUCUACAUUAUCUGCUUUUAACUUUGGAUGGUUAUUUGAUAUUGCUGCUUGGUCACAGUUAAAGUAUUGGCUCUUAAGUUUUCUUCAGCUGCUGAAAAUUCCAAAGACAGAAGCUGCACCUAAGUUCUAUGAGGUGUCAAACAAUACUGUGUGCACUACACGAGAGGUUCAGUAUUAUUGGGGUAGAUGGGGUAGGAGCUACAGUGGAGAUAUGUUUUGCAUCAAUUGCACCAGGCAAUAUUCAUUGGCAAAAGUGGGACAGAUGAAUGCUUUAUUGUUAGUAACUUCAAAACCAUGUGAUCCUAACUUAUGUGAACCUAAUUAUCCAUUGCUAAAAGCCAAAGAAGAAGUUGUAGGCAUUGGGUAUAAUCCUUGUAAUAGUCCUUUGAGGUACAGAAGACGACCUGAAAAAUGUUAUUAUUACAGCCCAAGUGAAAAUAACUCUGAAUGUGUAGCAGUUGGUACUCCAUUGUUACCUCAUUUAGUCCUUGUCAUUGAAUUACUGAGUGCAGUUUUUAUAGCCCAAAUAAUUUUCACAAGUGAAAAAUAAUGCCCCAGCCAGCACUAAAAGUGAACUACUAUGAAGCUCUGAAAGUGUCCAUAUAUGUCCUGCAAAUUCCUGAAUCCAUGAAACCUAAAUGUGUGUAUAUAACAUACAUAGGUGCACCAAAACAAUCUUCUUAUCAAAGUGAAACUGAUUAGUCAAAUAGAUCUGAAUUUUCAAAUUCAAAUGAGACUUGGAAUUCAAGUGAGACUUUAUUCUAUAAAUCUUUGGUUUUAAACACAGAAUUUCCUUAAUUUCUUUUUCCCAAUUUUGGGAAACAAUUUAAAAAUUGUGUUAUA
Messenger RNA from Stegodyphus dumicola, 2471 nucleotides. RefSeq names its product voltage-dependent calcium channel subunit alpha-2/delta-1-like. The record is from RefSeq and is a predicted model, not a curated record. Gene Ontology annotation, molecular function: voltage-gated calcium channel activity. NCBI's taxonomy places the organism in Eukaryota, Metazoa, Arthropoda, Arachnida, Araneae, Eresidae. Gene Ontology annotation, cellular component: voltage-gated calcium channel complex.